CGCGAGAAAGAUCAAUGUUAAUUAUCUUGGCUGGAGAAGGUUUGGGAUAAGUAGCGUUAAUGCAACAGAUGGAUCCUACAACAAGAUGGCGCCAAAGUUAAAGGACGUACAAGAAGAGCUUGCUCGGGAGAAGGCGAAGCAUGCUGAGACCCAGAAAAAGCUGGAUAAUGGUAAGUAAUGUGUUCGUCUUUAUGGCCUGAUGCGUAGAAGUAAAUGCUUUUGAAAUUAUGUACUACAUGCUGGCUGAAACGGUUAUUUUUUUUCAUCAGCAGCAGUCGUUGUCCUCUGUAUCGUUGCCUCAUGUUCUUGCAACACGGUUCGCCUAUCGAGACUGACCCGAACAAAAAUGCUGUCUUCGAAGCACCUCACACUCAAAUUCCAUUCACAACUUCUUAAUCCGCAUGCCACGACUAUCAGAAAGAAAAGAGCACGACGCCACGCGAACCGUGUUGCAAGAACAUGAGGCUACGAUACAGAGGACAACGACCACAAAUGCCAAUGACACAGCGGCUGAGAAGGAGCGUUGGGAUGCUGAACGAUUGGAGUUACAGCAGAAGGUAGUGCUAUGUCGUUGAGUGCCCUACUAUUCGAAAACUCAAAAUAACCGAGUUACUGACUGAAAUAAGGGAGGUAGCUAAACGUCAAGGCUACCUUUCCUUCUCAUCAGUAUCUCGGUUAUUCUGAUCAGUUACUCGCUUAUUUCAGUUUUUCGAGUAGUCUUUGUGGUACUGAUCUCACGCUUAACACGGUAUUAUCUGGUUGAGUACCUGAGUCCAUCAAUGUGAACGGAAAAAGACAAAUCUUCUCCAAGAUUGAGUCCUAUGACAAAUUCCUUCUCACAUCAUUCAGCUCUUGGAGCAAAAGGACGAGGCAGCAGCGGAGUUGGCACGCCAAUUAGAGGAGCUCAGAGACAGCAAAAAUGCGGAGAUGCGAGAAGUGGAAGGUCGCCUAAGGGAAGCACUAGACGCGUUGGCCACUGCUGUUAUGAUUGUGAUGUAGUUGACAGAAACUAUAUCUGAUACUGCAAGAGUCUGAAAUCUCUAGAACAACUAUAUCUCUAGAACAACAUGGUCCUAGGUUCCUAUGCUUAUACUAGGAAUGACACAACAACUUGAACUCAUACGUGGUAGCUCAGAUAGAAGAAGUUUCAAUAGUUUCCAAUUCGAUCUAAUCUGAGUAGCAAACUUAUCGAGAGCCAGACCGAGAUGGCAGCAAUGACCCAAAACAUUGAGGCGGAAGUUGCUGAUCAGCUAGCGACCUUACAGCCUUUAUUUGAUCAGCAUGCGAGUCUGUGCAGCGCGACGAGUAUUGCUAUCUUUGCUAUCACAGAUUUAUUCGAUCCUGUCCUCCCUCUCCCAUCCUUGCUUCCUUGUCCUGCCCUAUCCAGCAAUCUAUAUUCAAAACUUGUUGCUUGCUUGCCAUAUUUAUGGGCAUAGUUUGAAGAUGUUAUCGUGAAUCACAAUUACCACUCAGGUGGCAGUCCACGGGGCCAUGCAGGAGAUGUUGCAACAAGCGACGAGGCAAACCCUGAGGACGAUAAGACCUUUAGAGAAGACGACGCAAGAACACAGAUUAUAGUUAAGGUGUUCGUGUUUGGAACUUGCUUUAGCUUUUGCUUGGCGUUGAGUCUCGGCUCCGACUAACUACACUCACAUCUUCUUUUACUGCAAGAAUUUCGAUUUCCGCCAAAUCAAACAAUUUCUCUUCUAAGCAAAACGCAGACACCUCCUCUGUCAACGAAGCCUCCUGCACCAAAGGAUUGCUAGAAGACCUGAAGGAGAUAGGUCGGAUGACCACGAUGGUGACUCAGCAAAUGCACACAAGUUUAGAAAGGGAGUCGAGAAAUCACGACAAGACGAAAGCUUUUUUGAAAACGCAACUGGCGAAACUACAGGAGAACGAAGCCAUGGAAAGGAAACCGAUUGAACUGUUGCACAAAGGUACUUCUGAAGAUUGAGGUGUUGUCAAGAGGUACUACUUCUGAUGAUUGAGGUGUUGUAAAGAGGUACUACUUCUGAAGAUUGAGGUGUUGUAAAGAGGUACUACUUCUGAAGAUUGAGGUGUUGUAAAGAGGUACUACUUCUGAUGAUUGAGGUGUUACAUAAAGGUACUGUUGAGCUCUUCUAUGAUUGGCUCCGCAGUGGUGGUGCUAGUCUCAGAAUUCGACCCUUAACACACCAUAAUGUUUUGCCUCGUCUAGAAUAGCACAUUGAUUAAUACAACACUCAUAAGAUACAGAUAGUAUGUUGUUUUCCUUCCCCCAAGCAGGCGCCCUUCCAACCAAAAAACAGGUGCUCUGACAGCACGACCACGAUACACCCACGAAUUCGAUGAGAUGGAAUUUCAGUUGAAGAUGAGUCGACUCAAAGAAGAAUCUGCCCAAUUACAGAGGAGCACUGAGGCAUGUUAAGGCUAGUUUAUAGUAAGGCACAUUCAUCUGUCCCUUGAUGUACUCUGUUCCAAGGGCUAGCUUUUCACUAUUCCAUGUGGACUAUGCUGAGUGGGUUCGUUGUUCCCCUUAGAAGAUAUUAUGGGGAAAAUAACUUGUAACUCACUCGCCCAGGAAUCGUGAGAGGCUACCUGUAAGCAUGGCGGUCUCCGUUUGUUGGCAAUUUGAAUGGCACGAAUUAUACUUCUGAGUCGGGUAUGAGUGGAGGCGCGAUGAACUUUAGAGGUCCUCCAGGAGGUAAUGACAUGGGUCUUCAAAGUUUUUCGUACCAGGAAUCUUUUGCCACUCCCAGACAAAACGAUGAUUACCAUCAAAAUGAAUCACAAGCACAAGGAUGGGAACAACAAGAGAACAACAAUCGCACUAGGACAACAGCUUCUGCUUCCGGUAUUUACAACAACUAUGCAACAAGAGGACCUUCGUCGAAUAAUAACGUUGCGCCAGUUUCGAGAGCAACAGUUCCUGCUUCCCUUUCGUCGAGCCAGAGGUAUUAUCCGGACGACUACAGCAUCAGUGUCGCUAACGAUGAACCGACACCAAGAGGGGCUAAGGGAGGACGCAGUGCUAGCAGCGUUGUCAGUUUUGGUGGCGCUGAGAGCUUCACAGUAGGAGUCAAUGACUACAGUGUCGACAACUACUCUACUGUGCGCGGACCUAGUAGUGCAGCCUCUCGUACAUCUCCCAGCGCUUUUUCGCACAAGGGAGGAGGAGCUCCUGCUGUAGACCUGACAAAUACAACUGCAACGACUGACAGUACUCGUUAUAGUGGUAAGCGCGGAACAAUAAAGGAUCCUAACGAUACAGGAAAUAGAUCCUUAGUUGAAGUAGAUCCUAACUACAGAGCAAAAAGUGGCGUCUCAGGCAAGGGCUCAGCGGGUGUAUCAUCUGUCGGCUCUAAAGGUAAGGGCGAUAAGGAGAAACCCCUUAGUAGUAAAGCAGGUAUAGUUCUUGACAAGGCAUCUUCUAGCACAACUACAAAGCAGGGAAAAGUCAAAUCCAAGGGUGGACGCCAUACGGUUGCUACGACAGCUUCACCAUCUGGUACAGGUAGUAAGGGAGCAGGCAAAACGUCGACGAAGGGCAAUAAGGGCCAACUACCACCAGUAGUAAAGCAUGCGACUGCACCUAGUGGGGUCCCUCGAGAGCCGUCGCUAUUAGUAACUGCUGACUCAACAGGCGUGAGACCGCCUCCAACGCUGUUGCAAGGUUAG
Molecule: messenger RNA, 3660 nt
Organism: Amoebophrya sp. A25
Lineage: Eukaryota; Dinophyceae; Syndiniales; Amoebophryaceae
Source: the annotation of a GenBank genome assembly